UCUUUUUAGUAUGGUAAAUUUGUUUUGAGUUUUAUUAAAUAUCCUUCAGCAUUGGAUUUGACAGUAUUAUGCAUAUUUGAUAAUGUUAAAUAAUGAUUCAGUUACCGGUAAUCGAUAAAUGAAGGAGUUUAUGGUAUGUUAUUGACGCGAGUUUAGCCACGUGCCUGGUUGUCACUCGCAUAUAUUAUUUCUUGUAAUUGUUUGUAAUUAAAAGAUAGAAAAAUGCCAGCUAAAAUAAAAAAUAAUGUUUUAAUGUAUGAAGGGUGUAAUUAUUUGAGAUAUCGUUUGCUAUUGUCUACUUUAUCCUGUAAACCUGUAAGAAUUACCGAUAUUCGUGCUGGUGAUGACGAUCCUGGACUUCGAGAAUAUGAAAUUAGUUUUAUACGACUUCUGGAUAAAGUAACAAAUGGAACUAGAAUUGAAUUAAAUGAAACUGGCACAAGUUUAUAUUACAAUCCUGGGUUACUCGUUGGAGGUGACUUGGAACAUGAUUGUAGCUUACAACGAGGGAUUGGUUAUUAUUUAGAAGGAAUCAUGGCUUUAGCACCUUUUUGUAAAAUACCUAUGAACAUCAAACUCAGAGGAAUUACAAACAAUGCUCUUGAUCCCUCGGUAGAUAGAAUUAAAGCUUCAGCUAUUCCCCUAGUAAAACGAUUUUUAGCAGGAGAUAAUAGUAUUGAACUAAUCAUUUCUAAAAGAGGUGUUGCUCCAAUGGGUGGUGGAGAAGUAAAAUUUCUCUGCCCAAUCAAUAAAAAUUUAAAAACAAUACAAUUUCAGAACAGUGGAAUGGUAAAACGUAUCAGAGGAAUUGCAUGUAGUGUGAGAGUAUCACCAGCAAUAGCUAAUCGUAUGGUGGAAUCUGCAAAAGGAGUUCUUUUAAAUUUUUUACCAGAUAUCUACAUUCAUACUGAUCAAAGCAGAGGAGCUUCUAGUGGGAAAUCUCCAGGUUUUGGAAUAAGCCUGACUGCAGAGACUACCACAGAAGUAUUUUUAAGUGGGGAAGCAUUCUCACCUUUAAUGACAACAGGAUCAUUACCCUGUGUACCUGAAGAUUUAGGAAAAGAAGCUGCUUUAAAGCUUCUUGAUGAAAUACACAGGAAUGGAUGCGUGGACUCACCAUUCCAAAGUAUGGCUGCUUUGUUUAUGGCACUUGGAAAAAAAGAUGUUUCUAAAAUAACAGUGGGACCGCUCACACAAACUAUGAUUCAAUUUUUGCGAGACCUGCGAGAUUUUUUUGGUACAGUAUUUAAAAUAGAGCAUGUAAAAGAGGAAGAAGAUGAUACGCUAACUACACAGGAACAGAUACUGUUAACUUGCGUCGGCAUAGGAUACACAAACAUAAGUCGACGUGUUUUAUAAUUUAUUUGUAAUAAAAUGUUUGUAUACAUA
This is a messenger RNA of Cephus cinctus (wheat stem sawfly), 1389 nucleotides long. RefSeq names its product RNA 3'-terminal phosphate cyclase-like protein (gene Rtc1). Gene Ontology annotation, biological process: ribosome biogenesis; endonucleolytic cleavage of tricistronic rRNA transcript (SSU-rRNA, 5.8S rRNA, LSU-rRNA). Lineage: Eukaryota; Metazoa; Arthropoda; Insecta; Hymenoptera; Cephidae. The record is from RefSeq and is a predicted model, not a curated record. The transcript is spliced from 7 exons. Gene Ontology annotation, cellular component: nucleolus. Gene Ontology annotation, molecular function: RNA endonuclease activity. Bases 223 to 1359 code for a protein of 378 amino acids.